GCUGGAGUGUACAGUAUGAAUAAUGUAGAUGGACAUCUUGGAGGAGAUCCAGGCCGGGCUCUGGGGAACAGAAACACCACCGCUGGACAAAGUGAACCACGCAGGGACAGCGCGGAUAAAAGGCCGAGGGGCGGCUCUAAUGUGACCGACUUGCAGACGGAGAUGCUCGGCAGGCAUAAAGGGAAAAACCUCGGUAUUGGUGUCGGAGCUGCAGCUGCUGGUAUUGGACCUCCUCCUCCUCCAUCAUCAUCAUCACCAUCAUCAUCAUCCCACCACACACCUCCGCCGUUCAGCCAGUUUCUCCAGCAGCAUCACCACCAGCGGCAAACCCACAACAACAACAUCAUAAACAACAACAACAACAUCCAGAAGGGUCAGGGAGAGCCGCGGGAACUGAGCAGCGGCGAGCGGCGGCACCAUGGAGGAAAAGAAGACGUCCUCCUGGUGGGGAACAGCCGAGCAGAGGAGCGCCAUCACCAACACCAGCUGAAUCAAAGCGAGGAGGAGGAGGAGGAGGAGGAGGAGGAGCGGAUGGAUGCCAGCCUGGGAUCAGCCACCAACAGCACCAACAACAACCCUCCUCCGAGUGGGACCAGCUCCGAGUUUAAUCAUUAUUAUGGGAAUGGAAGAGGAGGGCCUUGCUUUGAUCAACAUGGCGGACAACAAAGCCCAGGGACUGGGGUAACAGCGGCGCACUCGGUACACAACACUAUGGAUCAGGUUCAGAACUCCCACGAAGGCUACAACAACAACAGCCCGUACAACCACUACCCGAACUACCGACCCGGCUACGGGAAUAGUGGAUAUGGAGGCAUGAUGAGUCCCUCGCGCCAGGGGAAUAACCUGAUGGGCCCGGGCAGCGGCAGCUCGGCCGCUGCUAACCACAGCAAAGCGGCUAUGGCUGCUACCAGCUCCCCGGCUGGAAGCGGAGGUGGCGGCGGAGGCAACGGAGGAUUUCAGCGGUUCCCCGGACAGGGGCAGCAGCAGCAGCACCCUUCGGGGGCUACACCGACUUUGAACCAGUUAUUGACGUCUCCGAGCCCGAUGAUGCGAGGUUAUGGAAGUGGAUAUCCAGAUUAUAAUAAUCCUUCUGCACAACAACAGCCGAGCAUGGGGCUGGCUAAAGACAUGGGCUCCCAGUACGGCUCGGCUGCUCAUGGCUGGGGAGGACAACAAAGAAAUCACCCCACCAUGAGCCCGGGGAACAACGGGCAGGGCAGCGGCAGGUCCCAGGUGCCGUCCAUGGACCCGAUGGCGAUGAAACGCUCUCAGCUCUACGGAAUGAGCAGCAACCCGUACUCCCAGCAGCAGGGGGCACCGUACCCCGGCCAGCCCUACGGCUCCCCCUCGCCACAUAGAUACCCAAUGGGGAUGCCCGGCAGAGGGCAAAUGGGGAUGGGAGGGAUGCAGUACCCUCAGCAACAGAUGGGCUCUCAGUACAGUCAGCAGCAACAGCAGCAGCAGCAGCAGCAACAGCAGCAGCAGCAGCAGCAGCAGCAGCAGAACAUGGGCGGCUACUGUCAGCCGGGUCAGCCGCCGUACUUCAGCCCUCCCCAGCAGCAGCCCGCCGCCCCCAGCCAGCCACCGUACAUGCAGCCCCGCCCACUGCCACAGCAGGAGGUGCCACAGGAGGCGUAUGGGGGACGGGGCCAGUCUGCUGCUAUGACUCCUGGGAAACCGAACCACGAAGAGAUGAGUCUGAGCCAACAAGAGAGACCAUCCAGCUUGCCGGAUCUGUCCGGCUCCAUCGAUGACUUGCCCACCGGCACCGAAGCGGCGGUGAGUUCAGGGGCGUCGGGCUCAGGCAGCACUCAGGGCGACCAGGGGACUCCGGCCCGUUCGCCUUUCUCACCCCACGUCUCACCCCGGCUCCUCCCGCCAGCUCGCACCGGGCCCUCUCCCUCCCCCUCUCCAUCGCCCGCUGGGUCCAGCAGCCAAUCACGAUCAGGACCAUUGUCCCCCCCCACUAGUGGACCAGGCUCUCAGUUGACUCCUCAGAUGUCUGGUCCUGGAUCAGAUGUUGGUCCUCAUUCCUCCCAGUCUGCCAUGACUCAGGACAGAGGUUUCCCACCCUCCAUGCAGCGCAGCACCGCGGGGUCCCAGUUUGGUCCCCAGCACUCUGCACCACCCAUGGCUCCUCACCCAGCCCCAGGGGGUCCCAUGCACCACAGCUCCUACCAGCAGGGCAGCCACUCCUUUGGCCAGUAUGGACCCCCAGGUAAUUAUCCUCGCCCCCCCCACUAUGGCGGGGCCCCCAGUGCCAAUUACAGUGGGCCCGGCCCAGGCUCUGGCCUGGCCAACAGCCUGGGGUUGAACGCCAGCAGCCCCAUGCACGGUCAGGGCCCUUCCACCCCGGCAGGUCGUGGCCCUGGGCCUGGUGCUGGGGGCCGGCCUUACCACACUGGAGGCAACACCAUGGCCCCCACCUCCCCCGGCAUGCCGCAGCCUGCCGGGCAGGGCAUGGGACCUCCAGGGCCCAACACCAGCUGCAAACCACCUGAGAUUGGCCCCAACGCUGGACCAAGUGCCAACUCCUCGUCCUCGACUGCCACCCAAAGCAGGCCUCCCUUCGCUCGCUCGCCCGUCUACCACAACCAGUCCUGGCUCGGGGGUCGACCCGCCCUCUCUCCUACCCUUCACCCCUCCCACCCUCCUCACCCUCAGCACCAUCAUCCUCCUCUUCCUCACCCUCCUCACCACUCGCAACAGGGCACCAAUGCUCAGCCCCAGCCCACCGUGCAGACCCCCCCUGAGCAUUAUGGGCAGGGCAGCUACCCGGGCAUGACGCCGAUGGGUGGAAUGGGCCCUGGAGGCCCUGUAGGCCCUGGAGGCCCAGGUGGUCCCGGAGGUCCUGGAGGUCCUUUUAGCCAGCAGCCAGGCAGUAACUCUGGCAGGAUGACGCCACAGGGACCCCCCUACAGUGCCCCAUCAUCAGGGCCUAUGAUGAUGUCAGCAGAAGGGAUGGGUCCUCACGCAGAUGUCAAGCAAAGAGUUGAGCUCAGUAAAGAGGGAGUUGGCGCUGCCACCGAACCACCCAAACCCAAGGACAGCUACAGCUCUCAGUGUGUGUCCCAGCCCCCCACCCCCUGCCCCAUGUCCCCCAGCUCAGCUAGUCUGUCCUCCUGUCACGGGGAGGACAGUGAUAGCAUUAGCAGCCCCGCCUGGCUCAGGACUCCGACCAGCCCCAAGCCCAGCGUGGCCACCAUGACCAACGAGAAGAUCACCCGGCUGUAUGAGAUGGGCUCCGAGCCAGAGAGAAGGCUGUGGGUGGAUCGCUACCUGUCCUUCAUGGAGGAGAGGGGGACGCCCGUCCCAAACCUGCCUGCCGUCGGAAAGAAGCCGCUGGACCUCUGCAGACUGUACCUGGCUGUUCGAGAGAUCGGAGGACUGGCCAUGGUCAAUAAGAAUAAGAAGUGGAGGGAGCUGUCGUCCCUGUUGAACGUGGGGACGUCCAGCAGCUCAGCCAGCUCUCUCAAGAAGCAGUACAUCCAGUACCUGUUCGCCUACGAGUGCAAGGUGGAGCGAGGGGAGGAACCUCCACCUGAAGCCAUGGGGCCAGCUGGAGAAAGCAAGAAACCUCCUUCCCUCCAGGCCAAGAUUCAGCCACCCUCCCCAGCCAACUCAGGCUCUUUACAAGGCCCCAACACCCCCCAGUCCAGCAGCAGCUCCCUGACCGAGGCCCCCGGAGACCUGAAGCCCCCAACACCCGCCUCGACCCCGCACAGCCAGAUGGGCCCCCAGCCUGGAAACCGGAACAUUGGAGGAGUUAGUGUCCAGGAUCCCUUCUCUGAAGGCAGCGAUCCAGCCUUCCACACCAAGCGAGGCCCAGGACCCGGCGGCGCCCCCUACCAGCAGGGAGGAGGUCCAACAGACCCCGCCAUGAGGAUGCAGUAUGAUGCCAACAAAGACCCGUUCGGAGGACCGAGGAAGGGUCCUGGGCCCGGCGAAGCCUUCGGUCCUGGUCAGAUGCCCAGUGGUGCCAUGCAGGACAUGUACCCCCGUGGGCCGCCAUCCGGGCACCUGACAGGGAUGGGUCCCAGACCACAGUAUCCCUACGGCCCUGGCUAUGAGCGGAGACCAGACCAUGUGAUUGGUCCAGACGGAGGCAUGGCGCCCCCUGGGGGACAGAACAGCAUGGGUCCAUCUGGAAACGAGGCUGGCAUGUAUCCUCCCAACAGAUACCCCCACCAGAGGCAUGGACACGAUGGUUAUGGGCAGCAGUAUCCUCACAGCAUGGCCUAUGGUUCCCAUCAGCCCCUGUAUCCUCAGCAGCAGGGCUACAAGCGUCCCAUGGAGGGGAUGUAUCCUGCUGCCAAGCGUCAUGAGGGGGAGGCCUUCGGUGUGCAGCAGUACAGCUCACAGCAGCCCGACAUGUUCGGACCUUUUGGAGGAGGAGGUGGGGGCUACAUGGGCCCUGAGCGCCGGCCUGUCCAGGGACAGUAUCCAUAUCCAUAUAGCCGAGACCGACAGGGGCCCCCGCAGCACGGUAUGAUGGGCUCAGGACCGCCAACGGUGUCUGGGGGUCCCGGGGAGGGUCCACAGGCCAAUAUGUGGCACCCCAGGACAGACAUGGGUUACUCAUACAGCCGACAGGGUCAGGGGCCCCCCUACCCUGGCAUGAACCGAGGGGACGACCAGGAGGGCAGGGCCCCUCAGGACAACCAGUGGCCCCCCAGUCACCUAAGCCAGCGCCAACCUCCCUUUCCCCCCCACUCUUCCUCCUCUUCAUCCUCCAUGCCCCCUCUGCCUUCCAGACAGCCCCCCUCCUCCUUUCAGGCCACACCCACCGUCCCUAACCAUGUAAGCCGCUCUCACAGCCCCUCCUCCUUCCCCCGACCACUGGGAGGCUCUCUGUCCCCCAACAGUGCCCCAUACCUGCCCUCCAUCAAGAAGCCGGGGCUGCCAGGUGCCCCGCCGGGGCCCCCACCCACUCAGGGCCUCCCCCUCGUCCACAGAGAAGUCAGCUUUCCCCCAGCCUCUGUGGAGGCCACGCCCCCCAAACUGAAACCACGGCGACGACUGACCGCCAAGGACACAGGAACCCCAGAGGCGUGGCGGGUGAUGAUGUCACUGAAAUCUGGCCUAUUAGCAGAGAGCACCUGGGCGUUGGACACCAUCAACAUCCUGCUGUAUGACGACAGCACUGUGGGCUCCUUCAGCCUCACACAGCUGCCUGGUUUCCUGGAGCUCAUCGUGGAGUUUUAUCGCCGCUGCCUCAUCCAGAUCUUUGGUAUCCUGGAGGAGUAUGAAGUGGGAGCUGAGGGCAAGAAGACCCUGCUGGGACCUCUGCCUGAGGAGGAGAAGGAGGUGCUGAAGGAGCCUCCAGCUGCGACCCUUGAACCUGACGGCCGGUCAGCGGAGGAGCAGAGGAUCCAGAGGAGGCCUGCGAUAGAGGUGGAGGAGAUGCAGCCGCAACUCGCGGCUUUUCAAGAGGAGACGACAGACAGCAAACCCGUCGUCAAGGAAGCGGUGGAGGUGAAGCAGGAGCAUCAGGAGCAGUCAGAGCCCCGCCCACAACAGGCCAGCAAGUACGACAAGCUGCCAAUCAGGGUGGAGGAGAAGGGGGAGGAGUGGGAGGAGGUGGAGCAGCGCUGGGCCGGACUCAGCCGACCCAAUGGCUUCAUCAGCGGCCUCCUGCACUGGAAGGCUGGAGGAGGAGACUCCACCACUCACAUCCAGACACAUUUUGAGUCCCGCAUGGGAGAGUCUGCUCUCCCCGAGCUGCUGGAGAGGGAGGGGAGGGAGGGAGGAGACGAAGGGGGGAGUCCAGAAAAUGAGGGAUGUGAGCAGGGUAAGGACGAGGUGGACGGAGGCGUGGACAUAAACCUGGCAGAUGGAGGUGAAACGCAAGCUGACAAACAACAAGACUGUCUGUCAGAGGUUAGAGGUCAGAGGCCACCGGUUCCUGGUGAGGCGGCUCGGAGUCCCAUCAGCCAUCAGGAGGACGAGCCUCGCUGCUGGGACGAGGCUCCUCUGUCCACAGCCGAGUCCUGGCAGGACUCUCUGGCUAAACGCUGCGUCUGCAUCUCCAACAUCGUGCGUGGCCUCUCUUUCAUCCCCGGCAACGAUGCCGUCCUGUCGCGGCACCCCGGUCUGGUGCUGAUCCUGGGCCGCCUGGUGCUGCUGCAUCACCACCACCCCCGCAGGAAACGGACACCUCCCACCUACCAGCGGGAGGAAGAGCAGGGUCUGGCCUGCAGCCGGGACGAGUGGUGGUGGGACUGCCUGGCGGCGCUCAGGGAGAACACGCUGGUGACGCUGGCCAACAUCUCGGGCCAGCUGGACCUGUCACUGUACCCUGAGAGCAUCUGCCUGCCCAUCCUGGACGGGCUGCUGCACUGGAUGGUGUGUCCGUCCGCUGAGGCCCAGGACCCCUUCUCCUCGGCGGGCGGCUUCUCGUCGCUCACUCCUCAGAGAUUGGUGCUGGAGUGUCUGUGCAAGCUGAGCAUCCAGGACUGCAACGUGGACCUGCUGCUCGCCACGCCGCCUUUCAGCCGCCAGCAGAAGCUCUUCUCCACGCUGGUGCGCCUGGUGGGUGAGAGGAAGAGCCAGGUGUGCCGGGAGAUGGCGGUGGCCGUCCUGUCCAACCUGGCUCAGGGCGACUCCACAGCGGCGAGGGCUGUGGCCCUGCAGAAGGGCAGUGUAGGCACUCUGAUUGGUUUCCUCGAGGACAGCGUCGCCGUGGCUCAGUACCAACAGAAUCCACACAGCCUGCUGCACGCCACGGCCCCAACGGAGCCGCCCAGCAUCAACAUGAUGUGCCGCGCUGCCAAGGCGCUGCUGGCCAUGGCGAAGGUGGAAGAGAACCGGACGGAGUUUGUUCUGUAUGAGAGCCGGCUGCUGGACAUUUCGCUUUCGUCCGCCCUCAACUCCUCUGUGGCGGCCAUCAUGUGUGAAGUACUGUUUAAAAUCGGCCGCUCGUGACACAAACACCGCCAUGGAGCAUGCUCAGUGGCUCUAGAAGCAGCUCCGCUCAUGUGACGAACUGGCUCCUAUUAUAUUUUUAUUUAAAGAACAGAAAACAAAUGUUUUUACAUACAAAUGAAUAUAUAUAGAAUAUAUAUAGCUCCUCGGCUCCAUCCGCAAAUGUUUAUUUGGGAUUUUUAAGUAAUUUUAAUACAAAAAUAUUUAAUACUUGUAUUUUUAAUUUUUUAAUUCUUUUGUCAGUUUUUUGUUUUGUUUUUUGUUUUAACCAAAGUGUGACGGUGGAGAAUGCUCGGGUUCUGGCUCUCUUUGAUGUUUUUAAACAGACGUGGUCGUUUCUUUCUGUUCAGGGGGGUGGGGUUAGUUAGAUUUGGGGCGGGGUCAGCGUUAUUUAAAUAGUGACACAUGUUGUAGAUAGGCCUUUCUUUUCUCACGUGGUAUGACAGAGGAAACACUGAUGUUCAGUCAUGUACUUUGUUCUGGUGCAAUAAGUUUGUUUUGGGCGUUUUUAAAUGUGAAUUAUUUGACCAUCUGCCGUUUGACCAUCAGUAUUUUGCCGAACCACAGCAGUAUCAAACGAACGGGGGACUGCGUCACUUUCUGUUUUUUAAGAACUUUUUACAUCUCCUCCACCAAUCAAAUCCAAAUUUUCCUCCACCGUCAUCAUCCUCCUGUAAAUAGACGAUGUAUAUUUGAGCUGCAAUACAUGGUGUCAUGACUCGGUGACGGUAGCUGGUAAUCAAUUAACGGUCAUCAUUUAUAAUCACAUUUCUGCUCACCUGAACGUUCAGUUUUUCUCUUCGAAGCAGAUGAAGAGUAUUUUUUUUCUGUAUUUAAAGAAAAGCCUCAGUUUCAGGAUGUUUUAUGGGCUCUGAUCUGGGAGGGUGUGUUUGAUCUGAGAGACUGUAUGUACAGGAGGUAGGGGGCGGGGCUGUACUCAUGUUGUUAACUGACACGACUUCAAAAACAGUUAUAACAAAUGUAAAGAGAGAAAAAGAAAAUCUCUACAUUCAGAACGUCUCCUGUUUGAUUUGACAGACGUUGUUUCUUCAGUAUGAGAUCUUUAUAUGUUCCACAACAUGUUAAAGAAUAAACGUACAUGAACUCUGGUUGAGCACUGUGAA
Molecule: messenger RNA, 8048 nt
Organism: Amphiprion ocellaris (clown anemonefish)
Lineage: Eukaryota; Metazoa; Chordata; Actinopteri; Pomacentridae
Gene: arid1b
Product: AT rich interactive domain 1B (SWI1-like)
Exons: 23
Coding region: 16-6924 (2302 amino acids)
Biological process (GO): positive regulation of DNA-templated transcription; chromatin remodeling; regulation of transcription by RNA polymerase II
Cellular component (GO): SWI/SNF complex; nBAF complex; brahma complex
Molecular function (GO): nucleosome binding; DNA binding
Source: RefSeq, a predicted model, not a curated record